Bursaphelenchus okinawaensis is the source of this 1129-nucleotide messenger RNA. Lineage: Eukaryota; Metazoa; Nematoda; Chromadorea; Rhabditida; Aphelenchoididae. The record is from the annotation of a GenBank genome assembly.
AUGGAUCCGGAAUUGAUCAAGUCACGUCACGAACAAGUUCAACGUCAUAUUAAUUGGCUCAGAAGUAAGUCUUUUGACCUUUCUUUUUAAUUUUAGUGUUGCAAAGAUUAAUAUAGAUAUAAAAGGAUAUAUAUAUGCUAAAUUCAACGUUUUAUCCAACUUUUUAUUAUUUUUAGUGAAAGUGUUACCUAAAAUUAUAUUUUUUCAAAGUUUACCAAAUUUCAAGAUGCGUUUUAAAUUUUCUUGCUAUGGUUGACUUUUUAGAGGCGUUAUUCUAAGUAAUUUUCACACUGUUUAUCUUUUUAUUGCUAAUUAUAUUAUCCUUUCAGUUCAAGUGUCCAAAAUCGUCGAAGUACCUCAUCGUCUGGAGCUAUUGGACAAUCAAUCUCUCAGUGAUUUUAGAAUAAUAGUUGGCAAACGAACUUUUUAUGUAAGGUUUAUUUAUUUUUUGUUCGGAAUUUAGGUUUUUCAAGUAAAUCGAGGAAGUAUAUUGUUCAUCAUUAAAUUGAACUUUGUUUGGAAGAUCUAACUGUGUUUCUUUCGAUUUUUGAAGAAUAGACUAAAAUAUAUUUUCUAAAAAAUUCUGAAAAAGUUAUUUCAAUUUUAUAGGGGACAAAAACUUUAAAAUAUUUGCUAAAGAGUCUUUUUAUAGGUAUCUAAAAGUUUCUUAUCCAUGAAAUCAGAAGUUUUUAAGAAGAUGUUUGAAUCUGGAAUGAAAGAAACUCAUGAGGGUCAGUUGGUUUUGCACGAUGAUGAAGAAGCCGUUGAGGCGAUGUUAUUCUUCAUUUAUGGCGACAAGAAAAUCGAGGAUUUGAAUUUGGCGAUGAAAGUGAUUCAGCUUGCUCAUAGAUAUGGUAUUGAACUUUUGAAAGUAAGCGUUGGCAUUUAGGUUGACAUUUGACAUAGUUUGGUAAUAUAUUCUUUAGGAACUGUAUAAUAUAUAUAUAUAUAUAUAUAUAUAUUCUAAAAGACAUCUUUUACGGCGUUAAACUUAUGGAUUACAUUUCAGCUUCAAUGUGAAUAUCUAAUCGUACAAAAUCUAACUCUUGAUCUGGCGUGCGAUUCUCUGGUUAUGUCAAAACGACUGGAUUUACCUUACUUGGCAUUAAAAUGCUAUGAGAUGGGUUAA